Solanum dulcamara is the source of this 1703-nucleotide messenger RNA. Its product is annotated as ureide permease 1-like. The record is from RefSeq and is a predicted model, not a curated record. Bases 215 to 1459 code for a protein of 414 amino acids. Gene Ontology annotation, cellular component: membrane. Lineage: Eukaryota; Viridiplantae; Streptophyta; Magnoliopsida; Solanales; Solanaceae. The transcript is spliced from 8 exons. Gene Ontology annotation, molecular function: uracil:monoatomic cation symporter activity; allantoin:proton symporter activity. Gene Ontology annotation, biological process: nitrogen compound transport.
UCAUCCAAACCCCACUUUCACUACCAUUUUUUUCUUUCUUUUUUUUCUUCCAUUUCAUUAUAUAAGCAGAUAGCCCUUUUUGGUACUCUACUAUUUUUGAGUGUCAUCUUGGUUUUUGUGGGGUCUCAAAUAGUUUGUGUAGGAUUUUUGGAGCAUUCCCAAUUUGAUUACAAUUUCACCUGAUAUUGAAAAGUUGUUAUCCAGUGGCUUGAAGAUGUAUAUGGUGGAGAGCAAAGGAGGGGCUAUAGUUUGCAUGUUAUUGUCUUUGUUCUUCUUAGGGACAUGGCCAGCCUUACUAACUCUACUUGAAAGAAGAGGAAGAUUUCCUCAACACACUUAUCUUGAUUAUACUAUCACUAAUCUAUUGGCUGCUGUCAUUAUUGCUUUUACUUUUGGUGAAAUUGGGACAAGCUCAAUGGGAAAACCAAAUUUCCUUUCUCAACUCUCUCAGGAUAAUUGGCCCAGUGUCUUGUUUGCAAUGGCUGGAGGGGUGGUCCUCAGCAUUGGGAACCUUACAACUCAAUAUGCUUGGGCAUUUGUUGGUUUAUCAGUUACCGAGGUCGUCUCCUCAAGCAUUACUGUUGUUAUAGGAACAACUUUGAAUUACUACCUUGAUGACAAAAUUAACAAAGCGGAGAUUCUUUUUCCGGGGGUUGGUUGUUUCUUGAUUGCUGUUUGUUUAGGUUCUGCUGUUCAUGCAUCCAAUGCAGCUGAUAACAAAGCAAAGCUUGAUAGUUAUUCAAAUGAAUCUAAAGAUGGAAUUAGGGCUAAUAAUAUUAAUGACUCUAAACAAGCAUAUACAAAGAGAGUUGACGUAAAUGAUGUGGAGAAGGGAGUUGCUUCCACAGAGAAGGCAAAAUUUGGGACUGCGCUUUUCCUUAUAGAUCUUGAGAAAAGAAGAGCGAUCAAGAUAUUUGGGAAGAGCGCUAUCAUUGGUUUGGCUUUAACAUUCUUUGCUGGAGUUUGUUUUUCUCUCUUCUCUCCAGCAUUCAACCUUGCCACAAAUGAUCAGUGGCAUACUCUAAAAGAUGGAGUUCCACACUUGAGCGUCUACACAGCGUUCUUCUACUUCUCAGUUUCUUGCUUCAUCGUUGCCUUGAUUCUGAACCUCAUCUUCUUAUACCGUCCUGUUCUAAACGCACCCAAGUCGUCUCUAAAGGCUUAUUUUAACGACUGGAACGGUAGAGGUUGGGCACUUUUAGCAGGACUUUUGUGUGGUUUUGGAAAUGGUCUCCAAUUCAUGGGAGGUCAAGCAGCUGGAUAUGCAGCUGCAGAUGCUGUUCAGGCGCUACCUCUCGUGAGCACAUUUUGGGGGGUAAUUUUGUUUGGAGAGUACCGAAGAUCGUCUAGAAAAACAUAUACGUUACUAGUUGGCAUGCUGUUUAUGUUUGUAGCAGCUGUUGGAAUACUUAUGGCAUCGUCAGGGCAUCGAAAACAGUUAGAACUCCAUAAAUCAUAAUGUUGAUUUAGUCGGACUCCAACGUGGACUUCGAACACCGUGCGAAAAAUUAAAAAAAAAUGUUGUUUGUACAUGUAUCAUCAUAAUUAGAAAAAUGGUUCCAUUGUAUAUGAUACGUUGCUGUUUCGUGUUGAAUAGAAGCACAAUUUAAUUAAAUUUUGCUGGAUAAUUCUCACUGUAUAUAGCACCCAUUGCAAGCAUUUGGAGACUUUCUGAUUGGAUAAUCAAUCAUAUCUUUCAACUU